AUGGGCUCAACCGUCUCGACGAUCCGAACCGACACGGGCGUGUGCGCCGUCGCGACAAGCUCGAUCACCGCGUCAACGUGCAAGGGGUUCUGGGACGGACACUCGUGCUCGACCAACCAACCAACGUUCACGUCGGACGACUGUGCCAAUGCCGGUGGCAAGUGGACGCCACUGCGCCCAGCAGGACCCAUGGACUUCUUUGUCCAAGGGCCGCCUCCUCCACCAACGAAUCAAGGCCCGGCCCACCUCCGCAAGGUAACCAAGGUCCCCCUCCGCAAGGCACCCAAGGCACGUUCCCUCAAGGCACCCAAGGCCCUCGUGGCCCACCCCCGCAAGGCACGCAGGACCCCAUUGCUCAAGGGACCCAAGGCCCCCCUCCGCCAGGCCUUCGGGGCCCGCCCCCGCAAGGCACGCAGGAUCCCCUUGCUCAAGGCACCCAAGCCCCCCCUCCGCAAGGCACCCAAGGCACGUUCCCUCAAGGAACACAAGGUCUUCGGGGCCCACCUCCGCAAGGAAACCAGGGUCCACCUCCGCAAGGUACCCAGGGCCCACCUCCGCAAGGCACCCAAGGCACGUUCCCUCAAGGAACGCCAGGCCUCCGGGGCCCACCCCCGCAAGGCACGCAGGAUCCCCUUGCUCAAGGCACCCAAGGCCCGCCUUCACAAGGCGCCCAAGGCACUUUCCCUGAAGGAACACAAGGUCUUCGGGGCCCACCUCCGCAAGGUACCCAGGGCCCACCUCCGCAAGGCAACAAGGGCCCACCUUCUCGUGGAAACCAAGGCCCACCUCCUCAAGGCCUUCGUGGCCCGGCUCCGCAAGGCACCCAAGAUGCAGUUCCUAAAGGCGCUCAUUUUACUACACUGCCGCCAACACAUUCAAGGGAGUCAGAGACCGCACCACUUGGCGUCGGGCAGGCACAUGGAGCAGACGCCCGAGACGGGGCACGCCGAGCCCGACGAGCAGGUGCAAGCGGAAACGACUGGCGUCCACGUUCCUCGGCACUGGCCAGCGACCAUCGACGGCUGGUCAAUCGUGCAAAUCGACGCCGAAGCGUCCCAGAGGCCAGCGCAAUUCGAGACCAUGAGAGGUGUCAAGCUCGGAACGUUCUUGCAUGUGCCCGUCGCGCCGACUGUGGGUGCUGUGACCUCGACAACGUCGAUCCAGGCCUCGACUGGCGUCUGCCAAAACCUCUCUGCGCCACCUACGAUCGCUACGACGUGCACUGGGACCUGGAACAAACUCCUUGGCGUCUGCACGCUGCAGCAGCCGACGUACACCAAGGUGCAGUGCGUCAUCGCUGGUGGCUACUGGGUCUUCAACCCGAGCGCCAACAAACCAAGCAAUGGCGCGGCGUGCGUCUGUACCUCCGGCUCAGGGUGUCCGUCCUCCGGUGUCUGCUCUGCUUGCAUCCUGAACGGCGUCUGCACCACCACAUUUGUAUCGGCCGUCGACUGCCUCUCGUUCGCGCCGCAGACGGCGUGGUGCGGCAAGUAACAUAUUAUCAUUUAGUGAAAUUUGCACACUACCGAGCACUGCACACUUGAAUACGUCGGGGGCGAG
Messenger RNA from Saprolegnia diclina VS20, 1560 nucleotides. RefSeq lists its product as hypothetical. The record is from RefSeq and is a predicted model, not a curated record. The coding region runs from base 1 to 1494 and encodes 497 amino acids. NCBI's taxonomy places the organism in Eukaryota, Oomycota, Saprolegniomycetes, Saprolegniales, Saprolegniaceae. The transcript has 6 exons.